AUGGACAACCAGAUACCAAGCCGAGAGAGGAGUCGAAGCACUCCAUGCUCCGAGGGUCCGUCUUGUUCUUCGUACCCUGUCUCGCUUCCCGCCUCUUCGCCGCGGCCUUCCCCUCUCUUGGCGUUUUGCUGCGCCUCUCCUUCACGUGCCUCGGCACGCCAGUCGCCCUUUUAUGCGUCGUCCGCUCUUGCUCUGCCUUCCCGCUCCGCCUGCGCGCCCGUCCCCGCGGCGUUUUCUUCUUCGUUUUCCGCGUACCUGCUCUUCCUCCACUGGGCCGCCCAGAACCUCCCCCUCGCUCCGCCACUUGAGUCGCGCGGCGAGUAUCUGGAGGGCGCUGGCUCUGCAGCCUCAGGGAGCCCAUCUUCGUCGUUCUUGCGUCGAUGCAUACAGGCGACCCGCGGCUCGCCGUCGCGGCAUCGCUGCUCUGUCUCCGAGGAUGCAGCCCUGAGCAACAGAGCGGGAGACCCUGCGGCACCAGGUAGCGGCUCUGCCUGCGUGGAGGCAAACAACAACACCGCAGCAGGAGAAGCUCGGAAUCCUGAUGCUUCACGGCCGGUUACCCCUUCGGCAUCCUCUUCGGAUGCCCCCUUUUCUGCGCCUGCGCCGCCGUGUGCGUCAGCUGCUUCCUCCUCCAGCGCUUCGCUGUCUUCUGGCUGUCCACCGGAGCCUGCACUUCCUGGGCCGCCGUCCUCUCCGCGUUGCGAGUGCCCCUGGGCGAUGGAUGGACUCCCCCUUUUCGAGGCCUUUGACGCCCUGCUGGUCGGGUUGACGGAGCCGCUGGCCGCCGCGCUCGCGGCCGGCGACACGCUGGCGUUCCUUGGGUUUCUUCGGCCGUUGUCGCAGGAUGCGCCGGGGGGCGCCGCGCAACAUCCACUCUUGUUUCCUGGAUUCUGUCGCCACGCUGCAGGGCAGCGGUUCGCCGAAGAGCUGAAAACAGCAGGGCCUGAGGGCGCGUGGCUCUCCGCUUCGGCCCCCGCCUCCUCGGCUCUCUACUCUUUCGGGCAAGACGCACAUCAAGCGCCACGCGAAUCGAUGCGCAGCUACGUUUCCGCUGCAGCGGCCUGCGCCGGCUUGGGGUCGUCGCCGCCCUGCGCAACGUCCGCCUUUCUCCGCUCGCUCGCCCGUCCUGCGCUCGCCACGCUCUCCUUCGAGGCUGAGCGGCUGCGAGGCCUCUCGGCGCCGCAGCCUGAAAACGUGGCGCUCCUCGCUGGAGAGGAGAGGGAGGGCCUCUGCGCGAGGGCGGCCUUGUGGGGCGGCCGCGGCCUCGCCGCGUCCAGUCUUCUCGACGCUGAGGUGCUGUCGCCCUUUGCUCGGGCGUGCGCUGGCAAGGCGGAGGCUCGCGGAGCUUCAGCGGCGCCACAGGAUGGCCUGAAGGCAGACGAGGCAAGACAAACCGACGGCGGUAACGAGACGCAGGAAGAGAGAGAUGUGGCGAACGACGACGACGAACAGGGCCCAGAAAGAUGUGCUGAGGACGAAACAAAGCGGAGAGCGGCGCUUUGUGUCUACAUCGAAGACCGCCUCUUUCUCCUCGUCCAAGUCGCCUCCCUGAAAGUGGCUGCAUGCGCGCUGACCUCUGCGACAGCCUCUGCCAUCGACUGCGUCCUUCGUGGCAUCCCGGCGCCCCCCUUUCGCCUGGCGAGCUCUUCGGGCCGCGGGGCUUCGCGCGUCUCGUUGUGCGCCUCCAGACGCUCGUCUGCCUCUGCCGCAGCCUCGCCUUUGUCUCCGUCUGCCGCAGACACGGCGCCGAAAAGGGUAGGACCGGCGGAGAAGGAAACGCGGGAGGCAGGCGCCGCAGACGCUCCAGACGACGCGCAGCAUGGUGAGGCGGCGGGCACUCCGGGGAAGCGCCGCUGCUCGCGCGACUCGACGGGGCAACUGGAGGCGGUCGAGAUUCUUUCGAAGGAGAAGAUUGCAUUUUUAGAUCAAGCUUGGUGGCAGCUUCUUCUGCGCAUGCAAGAGAUUGUUGAGCUGUCGCGAGCGCUGGGUCUCUCCGCCUUGGCGUCGUCUUCGCUCCUCACGGUUUCGCCGUCGACCUCCGGCAGCGCCGCAAGCGCCAGCGAGGCGUCUGCGGUCUCCCCGGUGUCGCGCUUCCUCUGCGCGCCCGCUGCGCUGCGUGAAAAGCGCGAAGGGAACCUCGAAAAAGCAGGCGAAGGCGACGGACUGCCGGAGCCCGCCGAGGGCAGCAGGGAGGACGAAGGCCGAGGGGAAGCCGUGGCGGCGAGCGCGAACGCCCCGGGACGCGCAGGAGAGAGAGGGGGAGGCGAAGACGCGUUCGCGAAGAGGCGACGAAGGGAGACUCCGCCGGAGCUGCAGGAGUGGGCGGCAUUGGAACGAGAUGUCGACACCCAGCAGAAGGCGAGAGAAGAGGACGCGGAUGCCGCAGCGAACGAACGCAUGUUUGAGGCCAUGCAACACAUGGGAAGGCUGAUGUUCGCCUUGAAGCGCCUCCGGAAGGCCUUGCUCACAGAGACAGGCGACCCUCUGGCAGCGGUGAUCGCCCGCAAGAGUGGAGAGACGGCGACACCCGCGGGUGCGAAUAAGCCCCUAGAGCCUGCGCCUGGUCAUAUCAGCUGCACGUCGCCUCAGCGGCUGCCGGUCUCGGGCGACGCCACGGGGCACGAUGCGAGCGACGAGCUUCACCGUCCAGACGUGGAUGCAGCGGAAAUGGAUAUUCUCGCUGCGACAGACGCAGCAAUCGAGGCGAUUCGUCGUCUCUGCGUGUCCAUCGGCGAGGGUGCGCAGCUGUGGCGGACGCUGCCCACGCGCGAGGCCUACGAGCGCCUCUUGUUGCCUCAAACAUCGGAUUCUCCGUCCGCCACUCCACGCGCGUCUGCUUCGUCGUCUCGCUCUCUCGCGAAGCGCGUCUCGGCGCCUCCACCCUUGUCUCCGCUCUGUGCCGCGUCUUCUGUGUCUCCAUCGACGCCGGAAGGGAGACCGAAGACGCCGCGCGCCUCGUCGGCUGCGCCCUGGCCUGCUCGUGGGGCUCGAGCCGCGGAGCCUCACGGAGCCGCCGAGCGAUCCUCUCCUGGGAAAGGGUCCCGAAGCCGCGACAGAAGGCGCCGAGGGCUGCCGGCGUCGUCGUGCGGCGAAGGCGCCGCUCACGCAGAACCCAAACGCGGAGAGGAGGGAGGCGCUGGGCGCGGCGUGGAGCAAGCAGGACAGCCAAGCGAGGGGGGAAUGGCGCGUCCUGGAAGGGCCGCCGGCGCGGCUGCAAGCGGCGCAGGGGGCGAGACGGCUGAAGACUCGCGAGCGAAGGCGCAGUGCCUCUCUGCGCAUUUGGAGGGUCUCGUUGGCCGCGAGAAGGCACGAAUUGACUUUCAGGUGCUGGUCGAGGAGAACAUUUUCUUUUUGCUCUCGCACUUCCACAAGGUUGCGUCGACGCACGAGGAGGUGAUCACAACGCUAGACGUGCUCGCGAAGCGCGGCGCGGUCUCGCCGCGGUUUCUGCUGCCGCGGGCGGGCUGGACGCCCUGGAGCGAAUGGCGCCGCUGCCGCAUGGAGGCCCUCGCGCGGGUGCAGAGGACAGUCAGGGUCCUCUGGACGGAGAAGGACCUUUGGGAGCGGCUGCAGAGCGUCCUGCGCGCCGGCUGGCAGACGGACGGCGGUCGGGACGAGACGCCGGAGGCCAGCGACGACGCCGAGACCGAGACGGAGGCCGCAGAGCAUCAGGACGUUGUCGUAGUGACAGACGACGAGGAGGGCGAGACCACGGCCGCGCAGCACGUGCCAGCAGGGGCGCGCGAGGCUGACACGGCGGGCGACGGCGAGGGUGCGCCGCGGCAGGUCGGAGCCGAGAACGAGACGGUCUACCCAGAGGCCGCUGCGGAGGGAGCAACCGGCGAGUGCGCGGGCUGCCGACAGGUGGCUCCGCAGUUCCGCCCGGCGCCUGCAGGAGAGGAAGCAGAGGCCGCGAGCGACAGCGACGAAGCAGACAAAGAAAACUGGCAGCCCUCGCAGGGGGAGGCGGCAGCUGGGCGCUGGCAACCUGCGGAGGAAGGAGAAGGCGACCUGCCGAGCCAAGAGAAAGCACCGGAGGCUUGUCGCAAGGUUCAGAAGGAUAGCGGCAGCCCGUCCAUAACAGCCGCAGAGAGCGCACAUCGCGCGGCGCGCGGCGCGUGUUCGACGCUGUCGUCAGCUGCGGUUUCUGCGUCGCUCGCGCCAUCGCUUUCGUCCUCGCGCGGCGUGCGGGAGGCGCUGCUGGCCUUCUGGUCGUGGGGCCCUCGCGCGCAGAAGGAGGAGGGCGGGCUGCUGCAUCCGCUCGUGGAGCAGCGACAGCGAGACGCACUCCGCCAGGGCGAGGAAGCGCCGCCAGCGGGCGCCGCAGGCCAACUGGCUCACGAAGGAGAUGGUCGCGCGCGCGCCUCAGGAGCAGUCUCCGAGCCGCAGCAACACAGCGAGCCCGCCAAUGGCGCGGCCGAGGAGGAACUUCGAGGAGAAGGGCGCCGUGGAAACGAGGCAGAGACGAGGUGCGCCGGCGAGGUGGAAAUCGAGAAUGCCGGAGCAGAGAACGGGGACAAAGAAGACAACACGCUGGAGGACAAGGAGGGAGAGGAGGGAGACAGAGAAGACGAAGACGGGGCUGCGGAGGAAGGAGAGGCAUCACUCGAGGAGCGCAGCGACGAGGCAAGCAAAGGAAAGCGGCCUGGCGCAGACAAACCAACAGACGAAGCAGAAGAGACAGAGAAUCUGAAGGAGAUGAACGAACACGAGGUGGCGGACUCCGCGGAGGCCGUGAGCGCGGCGGCGGGUGCGCGAAAAGAGUGCGAACCCAAGCGAGCGCGAGAAUCGAGUGGAGGUGAGGAAGACAAGGCUUCGUAUCCUGAGGACGCGAGAGAAGACGAGGACUCCGGCGGAGCGAAGAAGAGGCGACGAAUAACGGAGGACGACGCCGCAGCGCAGAAAGAGGAAGUCGGCAAAGUCGAUGGAGACGAGCGAGCCGUUUCUGUCACCGACGAGAGCAACGCGAGCGGCCUCAACUUAAGGGCGGCUACGAGCAGCCCUCGAGAUGAGAACCAGCUGGGCGCACAGACUCAGCAGGGGGUUCCGCGGAUACCUGAGGCAGCGGAAGUUGAUGAUGAAACCGCUCUUCGCCUCAGUUCAUGCUUCUGGGCGUCGGAUGCGUCGCCUCUUGUUGUGGAGGACUCGCUGCUCUCAGCAGCUUCGCAGCGUGUGUCCGCGGCGGCGCAUGUGGAGAUGCACGUCGCUUCCGCAGCUUCCACUGCAGCGGCGGCGUUGGCGUCAACCUCGCACGCGGAGCCGGCCGCGACGCCUCGUGUGUCGUCGGCGUCUUCAGUUUCCUCGGCGUCGAUCUCUGUGGCAGGCGCAGCGUCUUCGUCCUCUGCGAGUCAGCGCGGGUCUGCCGAAAGCACCCGACCACGCAGUCUCCUCGACCCGCAGGCAGGGGAACGACGAGAAGAGUGGGGGUCUGACUCGCUGGACAACAGCCCCUCGGCGUUUGCUUCCGGCGGCGCGCGGCAGAGUGCUGGCAAGACCGAAGAGGCUCGCCGCGCACCGUCGCGUCGCCGCCGCGAACGCGAGCUGCUGGGCGCUCCUGAGGAGAGGCCAGCCGCGCGGGGCGGCCGGCUUGGCGCCCAGGGGCGGAGAGGCUCUCCGCGGGGGGGUGCCUGCAGCAAAGCAGAACGAGGGCAGGACAGCGACGACGGCGACGAACUGCGUGACGCGGCCUCGAUGCGCUACCAGAAGUACAGAGACGCCGUGGGCGAACCGGAGCUCGCGCGGAAGCUCCUGAACGCCCGCCACCCCGGCGCCGGCCUCGUCUGCCGCACGCAGCGAAAGUGGAUGGCUGCCGACGAGCAGCUGCUCGUCGCCGGCGUGAAUCUUUUUGGCAUUGGAAAAUGGAACGAGGUCCACAAGUUUUUCCCGCCCCUGCGGCGCUUCACGCCUCCGCAACUGAAAGACAAGUUCCGCACACUGCGAAAGCUUUUGCACGACUCCGGCGACACCUAUCGGUUCAUCGAAUAG
Messenger RNA from Besnoitia besnoiti, 5985 nucleotides. RefSeq lists its product as uncharacterized. The coding region runs from base 1 to 5985 and encodes 1994 amino acids. The record is from RefSeq and is a predicted model, not a curated record. NCBI's taxonomy places the organism in Eukaryota, Apicomplexa, Conoidasida, Eucoccidiorida, Sarcocystidae. The transcript is spliced from 7 exons.